GGGAGACCUUGUACUGAGAAGAACUCAACUCUCAAUAAGGGCUGUUUUUUUUCUCCCUGUAUUAUUAAUAUUAUACACUCGAUACGGAUCGAGUUAGCAAUCCAUUUAUUUCGGUCUCUGAAGCCUGUUUUUAUCUUUAAAAGUUGAUUUUUACUUAUCAAGCUUAAAGUAUAUUCAUUUCAUAAUUUUCAUCUGCCUACUGAGAAUUCGGGAAGAUUCCUGGCAUAAGAUACCUCCAGCAAAAUGGUUUCUAAUUCCCUAUCCUAUCAGAUAUUUCUGUAUCUCGACAUCAUGUUAUUAUGGUACUUUUUUAUAUUACCCUUACAUCGUUAUUGAAAGAAGUUUUUUUUCUCGUCUGACAUUGUGUCCUUAUUUAUUUGUGUUGAUACUGCACCGGUUGUCACUAAGAUGACGGCUGCUCACGUCAGGGCUGCGGUCUUCGCGCUAAUAGCCGCAAUUAAUUUCGUAUAAUAUUGUUUGCUGCCACGCUGACGCCGCCUAGCCGCUGUGUACACAUUGAUGUCAGUACGUAGUGCACCUCCGUAGCCGCAGGAACUGCCGCGGUCAUUUACUUGCAGUGUUGACAAACUUAAGGGAUUUUGUGUUGUGUUCAUAUCUCUGUAUCGAUAUGGAUUUAAGUGAAUGACUUCCACAUGUAUUGGGAUCACAAUCUAUUUGCCAUGAAAAUGACCACAUCCACGUCGGCAACGAUGACCGCGCGUGUGCACAGAAAGGUCAUAAGGGCGCCACAUAAGCGCGCACACCCGGGCAAGACUACACACGCGGGCAAAAUACUGCACGCUGGCAAACUUCAGGGAAAGCUGGUCCACCCGGGCAAACUGCUCCCCACUGGCAAAAUGGCCCACCACCUGGGCAAGUUCGGAAAACUCGCACACUACGCUUACACACAUGCCCUGCGGCCUCCAGAGCCGUGCGAGAACAGUAACGAUAGCGGCCUUGGUCCAGACCCGAUCAACAGAUCAUCAGACAUGUUGGAAGACUGGGACCAUGGAGAUUUGAAACGGCGGCGAGGCGAGUGCGAGUCGGCCGUUAAGAUCGAGUGCGACGACGCUAAUGACGCGUAUCCUUUCCCGCCUACCGCGCCGGCGCCCGCGCCUGCUCCCGCCCCCGCUACAGCCACUGUGAUCGCGCCCCUCGAUGCCCCGGCAGACCUCCACACAUCAACGCCAGUUCUCUCUACGUCCGUAGCCAGAGCGAGUUGCAGUAUAUCUAGUCCAAAUAUCGGUGAGAACCCGGGGAAGCGCUUCCAAGAUCCCUACAGAUCGUGCGGGAAGCUGGGCGGGGGCAAGCUCGCGAACAAGUACGCGGGCGGAGGAAGCAAGCUGUCCGGAGCGGGGGGCAAGCUGGGGGGGAAGUUAGGAGGAAAAUUGGGGGGUAAAUAUGGAGGGAAAUUGGCGCAGGCGCUGGCCAGGCGGAGAGCGCUCGCGGCGAUGUCGCACUCCGGCCCGCCGGGGCUGGCGGCACCACUGAGCAGUCGUUCCAAAGACGGUACGGUGGAGCUCCAAAUACUGUGCCAGCCUGAGACGCAGCACAGAGCGAGAUAUCAGACUGAAGGCAGCCGGGGUGCUGUCAAAGACAACUCAGGGAAUGGAUUCCCAAUAGUAAAAUUAGUAGGAUAUGACAAACCAGCCGUACUUCAGGUGUUCAUAGGAACAGACACGGGUCGCGUCGCGCCGCACAUGUUCUACCAGGCGUGUCGAGUGUCCGGCAAGAACUCCACGCCCUGCAAGGAACGCAAGGAGGACGGCACCGUAGUUAUAGAAAUAGAUCUCGAGCCGAACAAGAACUGGCAAGUCACGUGCGACUGCGUCGGGAUACUAAAGGAACGGAACGUGGACGUGGAACAUAGGUUCGGAGAGACAUUAGGAGGGAGCGGUGUAGGAGGGGGUGUGGGGGCAGCUGCACACGUGUCAAGGGGAAAGAAGAAGUCAACGCGUUGUCGAAUGGUGUUCCGCACCGACAUCCUCAACGCGGACGGACAGCGAGAGACGCUGCAAGUCUGCUCCACGCAGAUAAUAUGCACGCAACCGCCGGGCGUCCCGGAAGUAUGCCGCAAGUCUUUAGUAUCGGCGCCGGCCACCGGAGGCCUGGAGCUCUACCUGCUGGGCAAGAACUUCCUCAAGGAGACGCGCGUGGUGUUCCGACACCAGCAGUGGGAGGAGGAGGUGGUGCCCGACAAGGAGUUCCUGCAGCAGACGCACCUGGUGUGCUGCGUGCCGCCGUACGCGCGAACGGACAUCACGGAGACGGUGUGCGUGCAGAUCUUCGUGCGGUCGGGCGGUCGCGCGUCUGAACCGCACGCGUUUUUCUACACGCCGCCCGCGCCCGCCGCGCCGCUACACGCCACGCCGCACGCGCUGGCCGCGCACCACCAGCACCAGCACCCGCACCCGCCAGGUGGCGAGUGGCCGCUGAUGCCGCCCCCCGCGACGCCCGCGACCCCCGCCACACACGCCGCACACGCCACACACGCGCGACCCGCCUGCCGCGCCGCCGCGCUGCCGGACCACGACCUCACCAAUCUGCAGGCGCUCAAGAGUGAGGUGGCGGAUGAGAGCAGCCAGCAUUCUUUAAUAGAGCACGCGGAGUCGUCGUGCGGCCCCGACGGGCCCGAGAAGCAGUCCCCGCCCGCCAUCCUGCCCGACGACCUCAAGGUCGUCGACCUGCGGCUCAAAUCCGAGACCCUCACGAGAGAUUCGCAAAGUCAGGUGAACUUCGUGAGCGCUUACGACCCGAUCAAACUGUCCCCGCCGACGCCCACUCAGAGCGAUUCACCGUCCCCUCUCGCGACGUUCACGCAGCAGCUGCAGGCGAUCCAGAACCAAGUGCAGACCGACAAGAUGGUCGAGACCGUGACGGCGGCCAUCUUCAACUCGGGCGAGAACGCCGACCAGAUCUACCAGCCCAUCCUGCCGAUGCGGCAGCUGAUGGCCGCCAAGACGCCUCACGACCCGCUGCGGCCCGAGAUGAAGGCGCUCGACUCCGGCCUCAUGAUGGAACAGCCUCGCGACUCCGCGCUAAUGGCGUACGAAACGUUGCCGCCGCAGCGCGCCGACGACGCCUUCAACCCAUUCGGCGCAAUGACAAAAAUGGAGAUGCAGACGCAGCACAUCGAGCAGCGCCUGGCUCAACAGAGCGCGCACAUGGACGCUCUCGUCGAAGACGCAAUGAAGGCGACGGCCGCAAUGCUGCCCGGCGACGCGGCCAAGCUCGACGAGCUCGUCAACUCGCGCGUCGACGACCUCGCCGGCGCCGAGCCCCUCCCCCCGCCCGCCGGUGACGUCAUGAUGCUGCCCGAGCAGGUGCAGCUGACGUCGGUGAAGACGCCGCCCGCCGCCGUCAAGUCGAUGAUUCUGAACGCGGCCGCGGAGAUCCUGACCUCGGACACGACGAUGAACGCUUUGGUGACGUCGGCGAUUAACACGGCCAAUAUCCUGUCGACGGAUGCGCAGGCGACGGACACGCAGCCGCCCGCCGAGCCGGCCGCGGAGCCGCUGGUCGCCAUGUCGCACGCCGUGUCGCAGGCCGUGACGCAGGCCGUGUCGCAGGCCGUGUCGCAAGCCGUGUCGCAGGCCGUGUCGCAGGAGAUGACGGCGCCCGUGCAAGGCCUAACCGACAUGAGCGAUCAGGACCUGCUCUCCUACAUCAACCCGAGCACCUUCGACCAGGUGUGAACGCCCGCGACUGGAAGAGGCUGCGCGCGCGCAGUGUACUGGAGGACACUCAUUAUACGCCUAAUUUAAUGCAUUUCACUGUGAGGUGUUGAGGGCUCAAAAGCAGAUUUUAUUUGAAUUUUUAAUGAAUGUUAUUAUAUUAUUUAGUUGUUUUUGUUAAGAAUUGUAGAACAUUAUAAUCUCCAAUUGCUGAAUGGUGGUGAAUAUUUUAUGGUGUCGAAUGGAAUUUUAUGGAUUUGUUUUUGAUUCUCAUGCAUACUGAGUGUAUUUAAUGGACGAGAAGUGUCAGGAUGUCAAUUAUAUUUCAUGAUGUGAAUCAGUAUUACAGGGCUAAUAAAUUUAUGCAUUCGUGUUCAGAACAGUGAAAGAAAAGAAGACUAGACGUUGCACAUUUCUUGUACUCCAAAAUCGAAAAUCUCUUUUUUAUUUGGAUCUUUCUCAUAUAUAUAUAUUCGGUCCAAUUGAUCUCGUGCAACGAAUAAAAAAAUAUAUAACAAACAUAUUUUUGAAAAAAAAAAGCUUAUGAGCACUUUUUGAAUACAAACAAAGAUUAUAUAAAUUGUUCGUAACAUGUUAUGUAUGUUAGAAAUUAUUGUGUAAAUAAUUAAAUGAUAGAUUGGUAUUUAUGUUAUUUACUGUUUAGAGUUGUAAGUGUAGUAGAUGCGGCCGGGACACGUCAAAGUGACAUUUUGAUAGGAAAGUCGAUAAUUUAUUUUUUACUAACUAUUAAAAAAUGAAAUAUACCUAAUAUUUGUGUCUGAAUACCUUAAUAUUAGGAAAUAUUUAAACUACAAUUUUGUACUAAACCGACCAGUCCGGCGUCUCAUUUGUUUUUUAUAGAAAACACUUUUGCAGUUCAUAAUACUGCGCGUUAAACAGAACUGCCACACAAAUUUAUAUAUAAAGAGAUUAAAUAUACUUCUAGAAUAUAGUUUUAUAAAAAAAUAUAUGAUGGAUCAUUUAGUUUAUUUAGGUAUAGCUAAAACAAUGCGCCUGUUAGUGAACUGUAGAGAUGUUUUUUGUUACAUGUUGUAUAUUAUGAUUGUGAUAUAUAAAAUAUAUAACUGUUCGCAAAGUAGCUAAUUUUAUAUGUUAAGACGAAACUGUACUGAGGUGAUGUUUAGAGCAAAGAUUUAUAAAAUAAAAUUAUGUUAAACUAUUAUUGUAAGGAGUUCAUUUUUUUAUAUAAGUGAAAAUCGAAUGCUACAUAUUUAAAUGUGCCAUUUACCGAGUGUAAUCCUAGAAUAGGUAACGUUUUACGAAUGAUAACAUUUAAGUUGACAUCACAAUAUGAUUAUGGGCCUACAUAACCGGCCCCCUGGCAUGAGCACCGCGAUAUGAUAUAUAACGCGUUUUUAUCACGCUCAACACUCAAAUUACUACGGAGUUUGACAGUUAGGCGCGAUAAAAUACGUGAUAUAAUGUAAAUUGUGGUGCUCAUGCUUCGGGGUCUGAAUAGCGUAACAUAACACGUGCCUUGAAUUACCUUCCAUGCCCCGACCACAAUUAGUGAUACGGAUGAUGACUAUUUUUUCUUCGUCUUAUCAGGUGGAUUAUCAAAAGUACUGGACACAUAUUUUUCCUUUUUUUUGUGAAAAAAUCAAUACAUUACAGUAUUGAUUCGAAAUGUUGCAUGUCUUGGUAUAAGCCGCGCCAAUAAAGAAACGAAUCUAAAAUGGCGGCGGCGAUCAUGCGCUCUCACUCUAAACUAUUGCUGUCUUUAGUCGCACACGGCGCGUACUGCAUGCAAAAAUAUCAGUUCUGACUUUGUUCUCGCACUGUCUCUACAUCUUUCUUUUUAUUUGUUGACCCUAUCAUCUGUCAGUGCAGGUACAUAGACGCCAUUUUCGAUUCUUUUCUUUAUUGUCGAGGAUUAUACAAUUUUUACUUAGAAGUGACGUCACUCCCGAACUUUGAUUUUGACUCUUUGUUAUUUUUAAGUUUGACAAAAGCAAAAAUAAGCGUCCAUUAUCAUUUAAUAAUCUAAAGGACGUGCAUAGAUAGAAUUUCGUUUGUUUGAACCCGUCAUCACCCCUAUUGAACAUACGUAUUUGUUUGCUAAAUUGUAGUUAUUUUAAAGUCAUUAUACAUACGUACUGCAGUAUUCAUAUCAGGGACCACACAGAAGGAACACUAUCGGAUAGUAUCGUAAUUAAUUAAGAUUUAAAAAGUCCAGAAUUUAUUAGACAAAGUCGUCGACAUACUAUUGCAGCCGACCUUGAAAUAUUACUAUAUCCAACUAUAUUAGUGAAUUACAUCAAGACAUAAUCAACUGUACAUAAUUUAGUUAGUAAAUCAAUUCAAAAGAAGAUUUGAAAUAAAACAACUUUUUUAAAAAAUACAUGGAAUGUUUUUUUAAUCCAUUUAAAAUGUUAAUAAAAAAAAUCCACUUUUUAAUUAGCAUGUUAGAAAUGAUUAUUUAAUUUGUUUUUAGUGACAUAUUGUAGAAACUUACUAUUACUUGCUAUACUUAGCACUUCGCUCCUGCCCUCAGCUGUCGUAUAAAAACGACUUUGCUGUCGCAUAGAAGCGUAGCCGGCUUUUCAAAUAUAUAAGUUUCCACUUGAGUAUUUCUAAAGAGACAGUCUUUUUUUUCUUAUUGUUUAAUAAUUAACUAUGAAUUUCCGUAGCACUGCCUAAAAUUUCAGACUGACACGUUCCAGGCAGAAUGUACUUUGAAAUGUCACAAGUAUGGAGAGAUUAUUUUAUUGUGAAGACGCACUCGCAGCACCACCACUCUGGUACAGUUAACAUCACUUGGCUCAGAGUUACAAUUUAAAAUAUCAUUUUUAUAUUAUGUUCUGACGUGGGCAGUAGAUGCGGUAUAGAAUAGCUGAACAAAAUUUUCUAAUGUAUUUUGUACUUUAUUACAACCACGUCAAAGUUAAAAAUGGCCUGAUGUGUUGUUGACUGUACAUGCGAUUACAAAGGCUGACACUUUUUAGACUUGAGAAAAUAACUAUAUAUCUACUCGUCCAAAAAUAUUUGCAUUUAAGAAAUAUUUGAUAUUAUAAUACACUUUUAAUUAGUAAUCAUAUUCCUUUUUAGUGUUCUGUAAAUAAUUAACAAUUUUAGAGCACUCCGAAUUAUGUUACAUUAAAAUAAAAUAUAAGAUGCUUUAUUAUCAGGAAUUCGGUGAAAAGGGGCAUUUUUCUGAGAAGAGGUUAUUUGCGUUUUCUUCUCUGUUUUAUCUCUUUCUUUCAGACACCUGAAUGAAAAGAUUUAAUAAAGCAAUUAAUAUCCAUGUAACUAAAUACUAAAAGUAAUUUCUUAAAAGGGCCUUGACAAGCAAUAUUACAAUUGUUUUGACUGUACUACCAUAAGGUUUAAACCCCGGCAAACUUCUUGAGCAGCGACCAUAGACAAGAUAGCAGAAAAACGCAAACUUCAUUUGCCUAGGGUUGCUCAAGAAGCUGCUACCUAAAUGUAAGGUACAUUCAUUACAUAAUGGAACAAGCCGUCAGUUUAUAUUCUAUCUAAAGCAACACAUUGGUACUGAUACGUACGUCCGUCAACUGUCCUUAGUGUAGCUAGGGAUUUUUCCUAGAGGGGAAGGGGGGAGAGAUUUUUUUCUUAGGGGACUUUCUUAAUCGUCCAGUUGGCCUAAUGGCUCAUUCCUGCCCACCUCUAGUUACGCCCAUGCGUGCCAAUCAAACAAUCGAACCAAUCAGUGCUCACAACCGGGAGCAACGACGCAAUCAGAACCAAGUUUUGGUCAAGUUAAGAGCAUUUGCUCACACAACUGUGGCGCGCCUGCCCCGCCCACAAGACCCUUCUAAACUCUUUCUGUGUUCUGUGGGAGCAGUCAAUAGGGUAUUUGACAAGUUUUAGAAAACGAUCUCACGUUAUUGACUAAUGUUUAUGGAGUCCGUCCGGAGUGGAUAUUCAUCAUUCUGUUGUGUAUUUCAGUAAAAAUAACCCAAUCAAAAACUCCAUUUUCAAGUUGCCGCGAAAACGUUUUUCUAGACAAUAUGGCGUCUUACUAGUGUGUGACGUCACACGACUGUUAUAAAAACGUCAAACGAUACAAUAUAAUGUCACUUUAACCGGAAGUUUACUUGCGUGUGACAUCAUUUUAGGCUCCGACAAUCCCAAGCGUUUUGGGUCACGUGACAAUAGAUAAGAAAACUAUUAUCUUUUUCGUGGGUUUUAGUAAGAAUAGUAAAAACUCCUGCCAAUAUUCAUUCUAAACACAGAUGCUAACAUUUGGCACUUUAUUUUUAAUACUGUCAAAUACUCUAUUACAAGCUUCUCAAUAAAAGUUUAAUUGCGGAUUUUAGUUUACGACCCCAAGCAGGAACAACUAGCGAGGAAAUAUUGGUAUUGUCAUUGUCAAAAUUUAUAUGGAAAGAGCUAGUAUGUUUUUACGUCCGGUAGGGGCGCUGCUUAAUUUCCAUAGAAAAAGACAUGGUGAUACAUUUUUUUCUCCCUAGUUCUUGCUUAGGGUUGUGAACUAAACUUUGCAAAAGCUUUUAUUGAAAGUUUGACGUCGCUGCCGGUCGUAAAUUAAAACCAUAGGCAGAAAAUGGCCGGAUCCUGUCCAACUGUAGCUUGAACGGCCCAAAGUACGUAUAGUUAUUAGCUAUAUCUUCGCUUUCUCUCUUUCAAGAGUUGCCAAUUUCAUACGACUUGAAACAAAUGCAGUGUCUGAAGUACCUCUUUGGCCAAUAAUGGUCUUCUCACUACGAAUAGCGUUAACUGUAACCUAGUAUGUCCGUUCAUUACAACUAAUACCAGCUGAGUUCGGUAUUCGCAGAGGCGACGGAUUUUUGGUCACUUGAUAACAGAUUAAUCAGAGCAAAUUGCCACAUAAAUAACCAAAAGCUAAUAUAUUUUACAAAUGAGAUAUAAUUCUUAUAUUUUUUGUGUUCAUUUACAAUCCAUUGAAAAUUUAAAAACUCACUUGAUAGAAUAAUAAACUUACCGUUUGUGUCAUUUUUAUGUAUUAAUGGUGACAUAUACUAUCAUCAUCAAUCAAUCUCCGAUGCCAGCAACAUCAACGGGUUUUCCUUAUAACAUACAUUUUGUUAGAAUCAUAUAUGUAAUUAAAAUGGUACCUAUAUCUGUAGCCGAAUUUAUGUGACGGAUCCAAUACGUUCCUACCAUUUGUAAGCUCUAGUCUGCCUGUAUCAUUCAAUGCAACUUGCCGAGAGGAAAUAUUUAUCAAAGACGUGUAUGUUAUUUGUUUUGAUGUAAUUAAUUAAAUGUUAUGAAAAAUAUUCAUCACUUUCAUUUACUAUUCGACUUUAUUAAUGGCCGUUCGAGUGAUGGGUGACCAAAAUU
This is a messenger RNA of Chilo suppressalis (striped riceborer), 8978 nucleotides long. The record is from the annotation of a GenBank genome assembly. NCBI's taxonomy places the organism in Eukaryota, Metazoa, Arthropoda, Insecta, Lepidoptera, Crambidae.